UGUAGUGACACAAUAAUAUCAUUCUUUAAAUAUGUUUAAACGGCUUUUUAUUGAGAAAUAAUUAUUUAAAUUGAACAAUUUGAUAUGUCGAAAAAUUAUUAAAAUAACAUUUAUGAUUUAAAUUGAAAUAAGACUAUUAUACAUCAAUAACGAACAUCAUGUCUAACAAUCCAAACGAAGCCUUAUUGUAUCGUUUGCAGCAGAUGAAUUUAGACAAUGGCUCACCGGAUUACGAGCACUUUGUUCAAAAUCCUCCACCCAUUAUUCGCCAUGGAAGUCAACCAUCUAGCUAUCAACAACAAGUUUAUCAGUACAUGCCUGAAGAUAUUCCAGGCGGAAUAUAUGAAAACGUCGAAUAUUCUUCAGGUUCAAGAGUUCAAGUUACUGAUCUUGAUGCAAUCGACUUACAAAAGUUUGAAUCAAACAAUGCAAAAGCACAACCUCAAUUAAAAGCAUUUGGAGGAAAAGGAAACUAUCCACAGGAUGUUGAAAACCUUCGUUAUGCUCACACACCUCAACCAUCUGACGUAGAACCGUCACCAAUAUACGAAAAUUUGCAAAUUAUUUCAGGUCAGCAAGCACAACCUCAAGCAUCACCAGCCAAUAAAUCAAUCUACUAUUAUGAAAGGAGUGGAUCAAACAGUCCCCAAAUUCCUUAUCAUGGUCAACGAGAACAUUUAGGAUCAGAUUCUCUUGUUCUAAACACAACAGCAAGCUCUCGAUACAUUAAUAUUGCAAGUGGCGGUAAUGUCUAUCAUGACGCAUCAGCAUCAUUACCUGCUUCAUCAAAUAAUCUCCCUCAAAAAGCAAUGAAUCGAACAGGAAGUGUUCAACAACAACGACAACCCAUCAACAAGGAUUAUGUUCAAAUUAAUCCUCCAAUCAACUUCCAAAAUCAUUCUCAGAAUUCUUCGCCAUCACGUUCACUAAAUCGACCAUACUCCUCACCAACAAAAUCAAUUGGAAGCACAGGCUCACGUCCAACCUUGGAAGAAAUUAAUGGAUCUGAUUAUGUUUGCAUGAGUGGAGGAACGUUGACUAAAAAAUUACAACAAGUUAAAGUUCCACCACAGCCGGGACAACAGCAACAACAACUUCAACAGCCACAAGUUGUUUUUCAGAAACCACCGGCAAUUCCACCACUUGCAAAUAUUGAUUUGAAAAUGAAUUAUGUAACACCGGCAAAUGAGUUGCCUCAGGCACAAUAUUCCACUGCAGCUAAUCAACAAAUCGAUGCGAUUGCUGUUGCAAAACAAUCUGUGAACUUUAAUAAUUUGUCAAACUCACCGACAGCUGUCUCACCAACGCCAUCAAACCUUUCAGCCGGAUCUGGAAAGAUUAAGUUUAAAAACUUACUUCCAUACAGCGUCACAUCACGACCAGCUGGUAAGACAGAAGCUGAAAGAAAGAUAGAAGAAUUAACGCGAAAACUCGAGGAAGAGAUGGAAAAGAAUGAGGAGCAGGGCGAAUAUUUUGGGAUUUGUCAUACUUGCAAAGAAAAAGUGACAGGAGCUGGUCAAGCUUGUCAAGCGAUGGGCAACUUGUAUCACACCAAUUGCUUCAUUUGCUGCUCAUGUGGGCGAGCUUUAAGAGGAAAAGCUUUUUACAAUGUGCAUGGACGUGUUUACUGCGAAGAAGAUUAUUUGGUAGUUUUUCUUGUUUUCCUUUUGAAAUCUGUCGAUUGUCUAAUUAAUGAGAGAAUUUUUCAGUAUUCGGGUUUCCAACAAACAGCUGAGAAAUGCAAUAUUUGUGGUCAUUUAAUCAUGGAAAUGAUUCUACAUGCUAUGGGAAAAUCAUAUCAUCCUGGUUGCUUCCGUUGUUGCGUUUGCAAUGAAUGCCUUGAUGGCGUUCCAUUUACUGUCGAUGUUGACAAUAAGAUUUAUUGUGUUAAUGAUUAUCAUCAUCUUUUUGCACCAAAAUGUGCAGGAUGCAAGAAAAGCAUAACACCAGUUCAAAAUCCUGACGCAAACACUGAAGAAACUGUUCGCGUUGUGUCAAUGGACAAAGACUUUCAUGUCGAUUGCUAUGUUUGUGAAUCAUGUAACAUGCAAUUAACUGAUGAGCCUGAUAAGAGAUGCUAUCCUUUGGACGGUCAUUUGCUAUGUCGCAAUUGUCAUUUGCAACGAAUCAACUCGCACAAUCGGAUGCUUGAACCAGCAACGGUCAGCUAUCAAUUUUUGGGCUAAUUUUAGAGUCGCUUCUGGUAAAUAUUAAUUAAACAUCUUUUUUUUCUUUCUAUCGUUCUAUGAAAGAAAAACUUAAAUGUAACUCGCUUUUAUAUCUGCAUCUAUUGAUGAUAAAUAAUGUCUAUGGAAAUCAUUUGUCUCACGAUUUUUCGACUAUGCUUAACAUCAAGAAUCUUGCAAACAUUAUUAUCGUAUUGAUAAAGCAAAACAUUAAUUACUUGUGAUAAAAUCUUUUUUCUCUUAUUUUUGAAUUUAAAAAUAUUAAUUUUUUAAAGAAAAGAAAAUAUUUUCGAGGAUAAUUAAUGUGAACUUUAUUUGCAAUCUCGAAACAUUCCAUUUUAUGUUUUUAUUCUUUCUCUUUGACUAAUUUUAUGUGGGAAAUAAUCAUUGAAAUAAUUAUCAACAUUAAGAAAGGAAGAAAGUAUUAUUUGAGAAUUUUCAUUAUGAAGAAUAAUUAUCUAAAUAGGUGUGAAAAAAAUCGAACAAUAAUCUGAUAAUUUAAUAAAAUUUAAAGAAAAAAAC
Molecule: messenger RNA, 2708 nt
Organism: Clunio marinus
Lineage: Eukaryota; Metazoa; Arthropoda; Insecta; Diptera; Chironomidae
Source: the annotation of a GenBank genome assembly